Messenger RNA from Siniperca chuatsi (mandarin fish), 2047 nucleotides. Its product is annotated as dual specificity protein phosphatase 22-B-like. Gene Ontology annotation, biological process: transforming growth factor beta receptor signaling pathway; protein dephosphorylation; positive regulation of JNK cascade. The transcript is spliced from 7 exons. Lineage: Eukaryota; Metazoa; Chordata; Actinopteri; Centrarchiformes; Sinipercidae. The record is from RefSeq and is a predicted model, not a curated record. The coding region runs from base 852 to 1427 and encodes 191 amino acids. Gene Ontology annotation, molecular function: protein tyrosine/serine/threonine phosphatase activity. Gene Ontology annotation, cellular component: cytosol.
AAUCUGCUUCAUCAGGAUUGUGUGGGUACGGUUUGAUCAGAUUUGAUUGAUCCGGCACCAUAAGCAAACAUCCCCACAGCUGUUAUCGUAUUUUGAUAUUGAAAUAUUGAAUUUCAAAUAUUGCUAAAUCCUGAUUGGUGCACAGAUAUGUGUGACACCACAUUUUUUCCAACCUCUUCCCACCCACUUCAAACCAGCAAGAAGAGCACAGACGAAAUGAAAAAUACAGAAAAUUAAUUAAUGGAAACUGUUUGAACUUUGGCAGAAAAUAUUGUUUUCAUGUAGGACGCCAUAAUACUAAGAAGCUGAUUGUUUUUCAGGGCCUUUAAGCUAAAUGGGGAAAUUCUUAAUUCUAAGACAACUCCCCUGUCACGUAUACCUUGAGAUUAUUAUCUAAAUUGAGAUUUAUUGCAAGUGGAUUGCAUGUAUUUUGAGCCUCAUUGAGAAGUUCUCCUUGUACGGUAUAACACCUCAGCAGAGAGUGAUAGCCAAGCGCGACCUACUGUUAGAUCUGUUCUCCUCUGCCCUCAACCAUCUUUGUCUGGCUGGUAUGUGCCUGUCCACAGUCCCAUGACCCACUCCUGGUCUAAAUAUAAAUAUCCAAGCAGGGUGUUCAACUGCUAAGGUCACAUUACGUCAUCCCAAGCAGCAUACUCUCAAUCAAAGUAGCACUCAGGGCACGAGCUUCAGAUGUGUCACAGUCUUUAUGGUAAAAAAUGGUUUGAAAAUGAUGUGAUGCAGUAACAGCUAGUGACUGAUUGUCUUCCUGGGGAGAGGGCUCGAGUUAAAAAAACCUGCUGAAAAAAAUCCAAAUUGUGUCCUAAAUUUGAUGUGCUUCUCUUGUGGCUGACAUGGGUAAUGGAAUAAACAGGGUCCUGCCUUAUCUUUACCUCGGAAAUAUCAAAGAUGCACGAGAUAAGGAGCUGCUGGCGCAGCACAACAUCACCCACAUCCUGUCCAUCCAUGACACAGCUGCACCCAUCCUGGAGGACAUGACGUACCUGUGUAUAUCUGCUGCUGACCACUCUAAGCAAAACCUGACUCAGUACUUCAGAGACAGCAUCAUGUUUAUCCACGAGUCCCGACUGAAAGGAGAGGGCUGCCUUGUCCACUGUGUUGCAGGAGUGUCCCGCAGUGUGACUCUGGUGGUGGCUUACAUCAUGACGGUGACGGGCCGCGGCUGGGUGGAGACUCUGGCAGCGGUGAGGGCGGCUCGGCCGUGUGCAGGGCCGAACCUGGGCUUCCUUCGGCAGCUGGAGGAGUUUGAAAACACGGAACUGACAGAAUAUCGGGCCUGGUGGAAGGACCGAUACGGGAAGAACUCGUUCAAUGAUGAUGAGGAGAUGGAAACCCUUUUAACUCGUAAACCUAACAGCAAUGCCAUAACAAGCAGCAUAACUCCUGCGCUGGGCACAAGUGGCACCUGAAAAAACGUCCUUUUGUCAUUCUCGUCUUGCCUGAACUCAAGCAGCCGAGGACUGUGGGCUUCUGCUCGGACCAUUAAACUAACACUAAGACCAGACCAGCUGUUUGAAAAACUCCUGCCUUCAUCAGCGAUCCUGCAGAGAAAAGCUACCGCAGGAACACCAUCUGUAUUGAUAUAUCGUGAAUCACAUUUGCUAGAAUGGCUAAGUACUCAUGUGAUGGGGGGGAUUUUUAUGUCAUUAUCUCAGUCCUCCUUGUCAUGUCAUGUCCUCGCUUCUAACUGACAAAACAACAUGCAAGGGCAGUCAAGCAUGACAUAAAGGAAAUAUGUACAUACAGUCCACAGUGUGAACACACAUUUAGCAGGGUGCACUCCCCCUGUCAGUUAUGUUAUGCUGUGUCUUCUACUUGAAAUAUGAGUAUUACUUUCUAUGGACAGUUCGGAAGCUGAAGAACACUGUAUCUUCCAGUAAAACAGUAUCAGAAGCAGUAUUUAUUUAUUUACGCUGUUUUCUUCCUUAAUUGAUGUUUAUUUUUGUUUGUAUUGUAAAAAAGAAGGAUUAACAGUAAUUUACUGUUGUGUAAAUUUGCAUUUUAUUUAAUUAAAUAUCCAUUAACCUGA